AUGUCAAAACACUUCCUCCAUUCGUUGUCUAAGGUGCUUGAGCAUUUUGAGAACAAUGCUGAACCAACCAGCAGGCACGAGUCGAACUUUUCCACAGCAAUCGGCUUGUUUCCAGAUGGAGGGUGUCGCUCUGAAGACAGCGCACCAACCGUGUCAAAGCGCAAGGCGGCCUUCAAACUCUUGAAGAGGAUUCAAGACGACCUCGGCUUUGACAUGUUUUUACUGUGUUCGUUCACUUUCUCACAGACUGCACUCUACGGGAUAAAGAAACAUGAAGCAUUCCUCAGAGAGUUACAACAGAGAAUCAAAAUAUCCAGUAAUUUUAGGACAGUGGCUGGGAAAUACAAAGAGAGGCACAAGACGCUAGUUGAAGAUGACGCCACUGCGACCGACAACCACAAUAAAGUGGUGCAUCUGAAACGCAGACUUGGCGACACAGAACUGGAAGGCGGAGAACCGACUCCGCAGGCCAGGCGCAUGACACUGGAUGAGGACGACUUUUGUGACGUGGCCACUGCUGAGCCAACGAAUGACCCACUGUUAUCCGACGGUAUGAUAAACUCCACCAGCGGCACAGCACAUACUGACUGCAAGAAAGCUCCACUCACCGGAAAGGUCUACAAAUUAGGGGUUUUGAACGCUGUCCGGCUAUUGGCGGUGAACAGGGAAACCGACCUCCAAGUGCUACUCACGAUGCCUGAUAGUGAGCAAUGGCCUUUUGUCACGUUCAGAUGCGACCCCAAAGAGGCAAUGCGCCUUUUAACAGAAUUAGAGCAGAUCAUGUAG
This is a messenger RNA of Colletotrichum higginsianum IMI 349063, 786 nucleotides long. RefSeq lists its product as uncharacterized. The record is from RefSeq and is a predicted model, not a curated record. The transcript has 2 exons. NCBI's taxonomy places the organism in Eukaryota, Fungi, Ascomycota, Sordariomycetes, Glomerellales, Glomerellaceae. The coding region runs from base 1 to 786 and encodes 261 amino acids.